AGGAGCACCCUCUGCCUCGGCCGCCUCUACCUUGGCCACUGAUUCAGAAGGAGCACCCUCUGCCUCGGCCGCCUCUACCUUGGCCACUGAUUCAGAAGGAGCACCCUCUGCCUCGGCCGCCUCUACCUUGGCCACUGAUUCAGAAGGAGCACCCUCUGCCUCGGCUGCCUCUACCUCGGCCGCCACUGAAACUGCGGGAUCAACCACUGCUCCCACACCCCCAUCAACUUCUGUAUCUAUGGACGCUGAUGUGGAAAGUUUGCAUUCCGCACAAUGGGUAAAUGCUGGGACUCCAGAGGUAUUUUAUAGAAGGUCACGUUUGGAACAACCAAACAGGAAUUCAUUCAAUGACUUUUUAAUUGAUGAUUCUGAUGAGGAGGAAGAGGGCGAGGACGAGGCUUUUGGGACUUUGGAAAGUUAUGUCUUUCCCGUGGAAGAAGUGGAUCUGGCCGUCCUUUUAAGUGACUUCAGAAAGGAAUUCGUUUCUGAUGGCCUAGUCAGUAAUAUCUGCAUCAGGAGGAAGAAACUUCUUGAGAGUGCAAUAAAAGCCAUCUCAAGGGUUACAUUCUGCUGGAACAAUUCCCCCUACAUAGAAUUUGUAGGAGAAGAUGGAGAUGACAUGGGUGGACCACAGAGAGAGUUUUUCAGACUCUUGAUGAUAGAAGUACAAACAACCAUGGGAAUAUUCGAGGGAAAGGCUGGUCAGGUCUUCCUUACCUAUGACCAAGCGGCAUUAGAUGGCCACAAGUAUUUCCAAGCAGGCCGCCUAAUUGCGUGGUCAGUGGCACACGGAGGUCCGUGUAUCAAAGCCCUGGAUCCCAGCCUGUACCAGCUGAUGUGCGGCCAGGAGGCUCAACUGGAGCAAUUUGACUGCAGUGUGCUGCCUGAUCCGGAUGUUCAAAGCAGAGCAAAAAGGAUCCUACAGUGCAAGACUGCAGAGGACCUGUCUGCCCUCCAGCAAGACUUGGGGGACUGGAUCUCUGAGUGUGGCAUCCCUGGCAUCUUCAGUGCCACUAUCGGAGACAUUCCGAAGAUUUAUUCCUAUGUAGUUAAGCACUACAUAUUUCUCAGGUAA
This is a messenger RNA of Gymnodraco acuticeps, 1075 nucleotides long. Its product is annotated as G2/M phase-specific E3 ubiquitin-protein ligase-like. Lineage: Eukaryota; Metazoa; Chordata; Actinopteri; Perciformes; Bathydraconidae. Gene Ontology annotation, molecular function: ubiquitin-protein transferase activity. The record is from RefSeq and is a predicted model, not a curated record. The coding region runs from base 239 to 1075 and encodes 278 amino acids. The transcript is spliced from 7 exons.